AUGAAUAAAAAAUCCAUAUUUUUUGCUGCCAUCCUUUUAGGCUUGAUAAGUUGCUGUGAUGAUAACUAAACAUAGAUAACUACUCUAAGUGAUAGUUUUUGUAUUUGUAACUAGGGCUACUAUGGAGCAAUAGGGCAAUAAUGUUAAUAAUGCUCUUAAGGAACUACAUCUGGCUCACCUAAUUAAUAUCCUAAUACAUCUAUUGGCUACUGUAAAUAUUGUUUACAAAAUUACUUCAUGUCAAAAUCAGCUCCUAAACCAGGAGGUAGACGUUUCCUUUUAACUGAAUCUCCUGCUACCUGCAAUCCAUGUCCCUAAGGUUCAGGAAAUAGCAGUGGACCUGUUAGUGCUGGAGACGAAACUCAAUGCAACACAUGUUAACCUAAUUACUUUAUGACAGCUGGAGUUUCAAAUACUCAAGCAGCUUAAUGUUCUCCUUGCCUACUUAAUUCUGGUAACUAAGGUGUAAAUACUGCUGGAGAUUAAUCUUAAUGCAAUUAAUGCAAAGAUAAUUUCUAUAUGACUGCUCUUGCAUAACAAGGAUAAUCUGCUUAAUGUUCUCCUUGUCCUCCAAAUUCUUAUAAUAGUGCUCCAAAUUCUGUAGGUUUCUGUACAUGUUUUGAUUCAUUUGCCAUCCCUUUAUCAGCCACUCAAAAUUCUUGCGUUUGCUAAAGCGGGUAUGUAGGUAAUGUAGCUACAGUUAAAGGUUAAAAUGGAUGUUAUUAAUGUGGAAAUAAUUAAUUUAUUUCAGGAAAUAAAUGUGUGACUUGUGCAAACGGUUCAACAGUUAAUAAGGAUUUAACUGGUUGCACUUGUAGUGAUACAAGUGACGGUACUAUUGCUUGGAGCUCAAACACUAAUAUUUGUUAGUGCAAACCAAACUACUAUGGGUCACCUGAUAAAGCAUCUUAAGGUUACUCAGGAUCUUGCAAGCUGUGCCCUUAAGGUUCAACCUCUUAAGCUGGAUCUAAAACAGCAGAUUAAUGUUCUAAAUCUUCCUCAGAUAAUACUAAUCCAACUUCAAAAUCACUCUCUUUAAUAAUUUCUAAUUCUAUACUUAUUAGUUUUAUUUUUAUUAUAUUUUAUUGA
This is a messenger RNA of Tetrahymena thermophila SB210, 1089 nucleotides long. RefSeq names its product immobilization antigen. The transcript has a single exon. NCBI's taxonomy places the organism in Eukaryota, Ciliophora, Oligohymenophorea, Hymenostomatida, Tetrahymenidae. The record is from RefSeq and is a predicted model, not a curated record.